GAAAGCCGGAUGUCAUCCGAAACAGCGUGGUCGUCUCCGACAACGAGCGGGGCAAACCCGUCGCGUCCGCCGAGGUCCUGGUCGAACCAAAGCACGCCAAAGGCGACACAGUGUCAAGGAGCAAGUUCAUCAUUAGCCACCCUGGCGAUGUGCAGGACAUGUAUACAUUGCAGGCGAAUAAGAUCGGUGAAGGCACCUAUGGCUCCGUCACCAUUGGCGUGCACAACAGUACGCACCAGCAGCGUGCGAUCAAGACCAUGUCAAAAGCCAAUAUGAAGCAUGUGGUCCGCUUCCAGCAAGAGAUCCAGAUCAUGAAAACCAUGGACCAUCCAAACAUCAUCAAGCUCUACGAAACUUUCGAGGACCGGAAGCACAUCUACUUGGCCAUGGAGUUGUGUACAGGUGGCGAGCUUUUCGAUCGCAUCAUCGAGGUGGGCCAGUUUACCGAGAAGGACGCUGCGAUCGUCGUGCAGCAGAUGCUCUCGGCAGUCUUCUACAUGCAUACCCGCGGUGUAUGCCAUCGUGACCUCAAGCCAGAGAACUUCUUGUUCCUGUCCAAGGGCACCUGGGUCCUAUCGAGAACACGCUGCUGA
Molecule: messenger RNA, 593 nt
Organism: Symbiodinium necroappetens
Lineage: Eukaryota; Dinophyceae; Suessiales; Symbiodiniaceae
Source: the annotation of a GenBank genome assembly